Castor canadensis (American beaver) is the source of this 2786-nucleotide messenger RNA. RefSeq names its product CDC42 effector protein 2 (gene Cdc42ep2). Lineage: Eukaryota; Metazoa; Chordata; Mammalia; Rodentia; Castoridae. Gene Ontology annotation, molecular function: small GTPase binding. Gene Ontology annotation, biological process: Rho protein signal transduction; positive regulation of pseudopodium assembly; regulation of cell shape. The record is from RefSeq and is a predicted model, not a curated record. Gene Ontology annotation, cellular component: cytoplasm; plasma membrane; cytoskeleton.
CCCAUAGCCGCGCAGUCCUGCUCCGGAGCUAUCGCCGCCCGCGGGUCGGCCGCCUGCGCGUCUCACGCUCCUGGGAAGGCUCCUGCCUGGAGCCCGAGGACAUUGGAGACCGGGGUUGGUCUGGACUCCUCUGGAACGCGGGGCGAUAGCGGGGGACGCGCGCGUCACCUAGUGGCUGCGGGACCGGACGCAGCUCCUCGGCCCUGGACCAGGGGAGAAUCUUGGGACCAAGACUAAAGUGCAUUGCUGCUGACAAGGUCUCCACCUUUCUGCCUCCGAUUCUCUGAAAAGAAUUUUCAACCCUUUACAGAGAAAGUGACUUUUGUUAUCUCAGUGCUGAUUUCAUUGGCCUUUCGUCUUCCUUUCCUAAUUCCUUGGGCGAACUCUGACCACAUCCCACACUCUAGUCUUUAUCCCUUUGGCAAGUUUUGGCAUCUGAAAACCCGCCCUGUGGAGCCAGUGUUUUGGGCUGAGGGUGUUGAAAAGAAGCAGUGUGAGCCGUGGGCUGGGCAGCCAGGCCUGGGUGCUGAGGUCACCAUGUCCACCAAGGUCCCAAUCUAUCUGAAGCGUAGCAACCGCAAGGGCAAGAAGGAAAAGCUGCGGGACCUGCUGUCCUCGGACAUGAUCAGCCCACCGCUUGGGGACUUCCGACACACCAUUCAUAUCGGCAGUGGGGGCGGUGAUGACAUGUUUGGGGACAUCUCCUUCUUGCAGGGCAAGUUCCAUCUUCUGCCAGGAACAUCAGUGGAGGAGUCUGAGGAGGAAGGCAGUUUCGAUCUCCCCUUCCAGUUCACCCGAACAGCCACGAUGUGUGGGCGGGAGCACCCGGAUGGGCUGUCGCCUUUGCUCAAGAAUGCCAUCUCUCUCCCUGUCAUCGGGGGGCCCCAGGCCCUCACCUUACCCACAGCCCAGGCCCCACCCAAGCCCCCUCGCCUGCACCUGGAGACUCCUCAGUCUUCCCCCCAGCCUUCACCACAGGAGGCAGGAAAUGUGGACAUCUGGAGGAUUCCAGAGGCUGGCUCACCCCACAAUGGGCUGACCCCAGAGUCAGGGGCUGAGGAGCCCUUCCUGUCCCAUGCCAGCUCCCUGCUGUCCCUGCAUGUGGACCUGGGGCCCUCCAUCCUGGAUGACGUCCUUCAGAUCAUGGAUCAGGACCUGGACCGAGUGCAGAUUCCCACAUAGGACAGUUGGCUGACCAGGCGGGGCACCUGGGCUGGGGUGACACUGGGAGGCAGGAUGUGGACACAACCCUGGCCCAGGAGUUGGGAUUCUAGGUCCCAUUCGUGGGUGCUGGCCAGAGAUUCUCACUUUGAGCCUUUGUUUCCCUCCCCUCUCCUCUCCCUGCGGGCACAGUGUACCUCAGUGGUUUCCACCGAAGUCAGCCCACAGCACUCUGAGCAUCUCCGGUCACCUGGACUCCCACUGCCAACUGCCCCCUUUCCUGCAGGUCCCUUGGGGGAAGGCUCUGCUGAAAUAGACCCCCCCUGUCCACCUCCCCUCUGCCUCAGCCCCACUCGAUGUCCUAAUUGGAAGGCAGGGGAAAAGGCAGGGUGUUCUGGACCUCUGGCUUUGUGUCCCGGACUGGGACCAGCAGUGUCCUGCCUUGUGCCCUGCCCCUAUCCUCCUCCUCACAUGACCAGGAGAUUCUGGUUGCAAUAAAACAUGCUGCUGAGGGUGGCUGAGUAUCCUGUACCUUUGUCCCAGGUUUCACCAAAGGUCAGCCAUCUUGGGAGCUCUGGGUUUACGUUGGGGAGAACCCAUCUCAGAGGGCUUGGGGCAGGGCAGGCCCUAUAUUUAGGAGAGCUGUACCUGAUUCUGAGCCCAUGGUGAGAAUGAAGGAGGAGCAAAUCAAGUAUCAAUCCUGGAUAUUUGGAUGUUGAUUCAGGUGUGUGGCAAGAAGUAGCCAAGCUUGGGCCCAAUCCCAGCUGACUGGGGUCUGUCAGGGGAGACCCAAGAGUGAAAGAAUAACCACAGCCUUGUGCAAGGGACCAACAGCUUCUCUAGCUUCAGAGGACCAGGGGAUCAUGAGGAAAGUAGAGAUGGGUGGGGGUGGGGAUAACACAACAAUGCUGGUUGGUGGACUUGACCAUCUGUGCUGUCUGUUUAAGCUUCUGCGGUCUCCUCUGCAUAGCUCCGGGCACAGGGAAUCCAAGGCAGAUGUGAUCCCUGCUCUGUUGGAGCUAACAUUCUAGUGGGGAUAAAGAUAUUAAAUCCAGCAUUGAAGAAAACAACGUGAUCUGGAAUGACUGGGGUGCCUAAUUGCCUGAGUGUCUAGUGCACACUUGGGUGACCAGAUGUGAUUCUGAGCCAGACCUGAGUUAACAGAUCUCAUGUGUAAGGAAAGGCACUGGCACUGAAGCACAAAGUGAAUGGCAGAGAGGAGCCACCAUGUAGCAGAAAGAGCAUGGACCUCUGAGUUGUACCUAGUCUGCAUGAGACUCAGUUUCCCCAUCUCUAACCAGAAUCAAUGAUACCUCCCUUACAGGAUGGCUGAAAAAAUUGCAGGUAACUUUGAUUCAUUUCCACAUGGAAGAUUUAAAAUGAUUAUGACAUGUAACAAAAGAACCUGGGACUCAGGACAGUGAAGCUGAAAAAUAGGUUAGUGUCAGUGGAAAACAAUCUUGCUACUUGCAAUAAGAAGCUGCUGAAGGAUUUGCAGCAGGAAAGACAAGAUGACAUGAGGCCAGGUUUUAGAAAGGUCAUUGAGGAAGUAGCUCAUUGGUUGAGCACUUGCCUAGCAUGUGCAAGGCCCUGGGUUCAAUCCCUAGCACCAAAAAAGAAAAAAA